AUGGCAGACCGCCCAAAGAGCCUGCCCGCAAGGGCGUACGGGCUGUUCACGCAGGUCGCCUGCAGCCAGACGCACCCGCUCGCAAAGCUCGUCCCCUUUGCGCUCCUGCUCCUCGAUGCCGUCUUCUGUGCUGCUAUCAUCUGGAAGAUUCCCUAUACCGAGAUCGACUGGAAGGCAUACAUGGAGCAGGUCUCGCAGUUUGUCAAUGGCGAGCGCGACUACACUGUCAUCAAGGGCGGCACGGGCCCUCUUGUCUAUCCUGGAUUCCAUGUCUACAUCUACACAGGAUUAUACUGGCUCACUGACCAAGGGAGGAAUAUCCUUCUGGCCCAGCAGCUCUUCGCACUGCUGUACAUGGCGACCCUGGCUCUGGUCAUGUCGUGCUACUGGAAGGCCAAGGUCCCACCAUAUGUCUUCCCUCUGCUGAUCUUGUCAAAGCGGCUGCACAGUAUCUUCAUGCUGCGAUGCUUCAACGACUGCUUUGCUGCGUUCUUUCUAUGGCUCACAAUCUACUUGUUCCAGCGCAAGUGGUGGACGGCUGGCGCCCUAAGCUAUUCGCUCGGUCUCGGCGUCAAGAUGACCCUCCUAUUAGAUCUGCCCGCCGUUGGCAUCAUCCUAUUCCUGGCGAAGGGCUUGUCCGGCAGCCUGAAGCUGGCGGCUCUAAUGGCUCAGAUCCAAUACAUCAUGGCGCAGACAUUCUUGCGUAAGAACGCCAAGGGCUACCUCUCGCGGGCUUUUGAGCUUUCCCGGCAGUUUCUCUUCAAGUGGACGGUCAACUGGCGCUUUCUAGGCGAGGAGGUGUUUCUCAGCCGACGCUUUGCAUUGACACUUCUAGCUGGACAUGUCUCUUUCCUCAUCCGGUUCAUACUCAACAAGUGGCUCAAGCCUACCGGCAAGCCUGCCUACGCUGUCAUCAUCCCCCUUCUCCAGUUCAAAUCUCCAUUCACGGCCCAAGAAGAGUACCAGAUAGCAUCGCGCCUGACUCCCGCGUACGUGGCUACGACCAUUCUCUCUGCCAACCUCAUCGGCCUGCUCUUCGCGCGAACCCUGCACUACCAGUUCUAUGCGUACAUUGCCUGGGCGACGCCAUUUCUUUUGUGGCGGGCAGGAGCACAUCCAGUCCUGCAGUACGCUCUGUGGGCACUGCAGGAAUGGGCCUGGAAUGUCUACCCAAGCACGCCGGUAAGCUCUGGGGUAGUGGUCGCAGUACUUGCGACCACCGUGGGACUGGUGUAUUUACACAAUGAGGUUGCCGAGGCUGCUGUCCAGCCUCCCCAGAGCGUCGGCGUCCCGCCUGCUCAGAGGAAAUGA
This is a messenger RNA of Microdochium trichocladiopsis, 1311 nucleotides long. RefSeq names its product glycosyltransferase. The transcript has 3 exons. Gene Ontology annotation, molecular function: dol-P-Man:Man(5)GlcNAc(2)-PP-Dol alpha-1,3-mannosyltransferase activity. Lineage: Eukaryota; Fungi; Ascomycota; Sordariomycetes; Xylariales; Microdochiaceae. The record is from RefSeq and is a predicted model, not a curated record. Gene Ontology annotation, cellular component: endoplasmic reticulum. Bases 1 to 1311 code for a protein of 436 amino acids.